AUGUACCGAGUCGGAUUAAUUUGGGAUCCAAUCCAAUUCGACGAUGGUGAUGAAUGUGAAUGGAGGCACUAUGAAGACACCCCUCUUGUUCCCAUUUUUGAAUGCUACUAUAGAGAAGAGUUUCCCCCAUUUGUUACAAAAAAUGUUGUAUAUGGUGUAAUCGACGGAAUCGUCAUCAAAUCCGAUCACACCAGCGUACUGUUUUGGUCGAAAUCGAUGGGAUGCGCGGUUUAUCAGAAUAUUAGCGGUGACGAAUUGCCCAAAAUUGGAGACACAUUUUUCAAUUUGAUUCAGCGAAGUUUACCCGAAAGCGCCUAUGGAUUUAGCUGCUAUUAUGAAGUGAUGCACGGAAUGCAAAAUGUCACAUGGAGGAAUUUGCAAAUUUUCGCUGAUUUGGACAAUAAUAACAAUACACAGAAUGUUUAUCUUCAAGGAGCUGCAAAAUGUGUGACAUUGCGCGAAAACGGCGAACGUUUCGCAAUGCAAUAUCCCGAUAUUGGCGUGAUUUCCGAAGGCAAUCUACACCAGCAUAGCCAUCGUCUCGAAAUCGGCAAAGAAUAUGAUACGCGAUUAGUGUUUCGCCGAAAUCGCUACGGCUCAUAUGAGCCAUUCAUCGACGAAAUUUUAUUUGACGACGAUGAAGUUGCCGAUUGUCGCGUCGUGUUCGCGUCAGUUCCAUUGAACAAAUGCUACGCCAUCAAAAAUCCUUGUGGGAAGCGACAAAGGAAUGCGUCGGUGUUCAUCGAAAUCCCAUCGUCGGUCACGUUUUGCGCGUUGGGCCUCAAAUUUGGAAUUGAAUUAUUCAAGUACAAUAUGCGAGCAGUAUUAAGGCCUGGAAAUGGCACAUAUCAAUGUGUGAGCAUUCGAGAGAUUGGUCCGAAACUCAAAAAUGACGCGAGAAUUGGGCUAUUUAUUUCGCAGGCUUGUGGAUGGUAUCGCUGCCUCGCCAAUAUUGUCGAUGUCCCUUUCGAAGGUCCCGCUCGGCUGAUGUGUCCCAAAACCGGAAUGGGCUUUGUCGACACGAAGCGACUCGCGAAACCUGCGUUUAUUCGAGGAGCCUCGCAAAUUUGGAUUGACGCCCAAUUCGCUCUUGCUCCCGGAAAUAUUCCAGUGUUCGUUGUUCGACACGCUGCUUCAUCAAUCGAAGAGCUACCUCCGCGAAAUCAGCUUCCGCCGCCCGAAUCCGCUGCCGAAAUGUUUGCCGGAUGCAAUCACUUGGAUUUUAGCCGAAUUCGACACGAUGAGUCAGAAAUGUUCUACAAUGAUCCGAAUAAUGAAUACGACAGCGAUUCGGAGAAUCCGAUGGAUGAUUUGAAUGAGAGCCGAAUGGCGCCAACGUGCACGACGGCUUCGGUACGCGAUGACGUGUCGACGAUUCUUGACGAAAUCGAGAUGUCGACGAAAUACAAUCGGCGAAUCAUGGAAGUUGGGCCGUCGACGUCGAAACCAUCGUUUUUGCGCGCCAAUCGGCGCCCAAAAAUAUGCGGUGUUCGUCGAUAUCGUCACGGAAUCGACGAGGAGCAACUAUUGCAUGACAUUUGCUAUCGCUAUCUUCACCUUCGGCCAAUGUUCGUCGACAAUGAGUACAUGUUGGAGACGCUUUGGGAUCGCCAAAUUUGGGGAAACGUGAUGAUGAUGAAGAAGCGAUUUGUGCAAGUCGUUGGCGUCGAAAUGCACGAUUGCCGACAUCAUUUCGUCAAUCGACGAUGCAAAUAUGAAUGGCUUGUCAAAUUUUUUGUGAUUUCGGUUGAAGUCCACGCGAGAUUCAAGUUUGUCGUUGUGCCGUCAGGAGGCGUCUUCCCUCACCUUCCCGAUGAUUUUCAGCUUGGCCAACUCUACGAUACUAUUCAUUUGUCGUCGGCGCAAGAUCCAUUGGCCCAUCUUCAAGGAUUCUACUACAGAGGGGAGCCUUAUCUGAUCCCAUCCAACGCUCCUCAUCCAUUUUCAAAGUACACCGUGGUGAAUGAUGAAAGAGGACACUAUUGGAUCAGGUGCGAUGUAACGUGCACAAGGCCCGCGGUGAGUCCGUGCCAAUCGGAUUGUAUCGAGUUUUGGUCGAACGGCGGACUAACGGGAUUGAUUUGCGCCGAUAUGAGUAUCCUGUCAGGUCUCGAGAAGAGGAAUCCGCAAUUAUACGAUGGCUAUGAGAUUCGAUGCGCGAUCGAGCCGAUUUGCGGGAAUCCGUACUCGAUUGCCGGCUACUAUCCCCAGCGUUCGACAUUCAUUGAGAAUGAUAAUGGAAUUGUGUUGUGGCGUGUCGUCACCGAAUAUCAACACGAGAAGGAUGUCGCGGAACCGAUACUCGUGCAGCGCAACGCGCCCUACAAACCCGCCGUCGUCGCGCCGCCGACACCGUUCGCGUACGCGCCGGGCGAUUUUUCCGGCAAACUGGAAUACGAGAUUGUCGGCUACGCGGAGGAAUUGGCGCGCGAUCGCGUCGAUCGUUUGCGAGCCAACAAGGACCAUCGGGUGUUGUUUCGCGAAGGCCCAUCGCUGGGUCCGGAGUUGGCGUGCAGGAAGCUCGACGUGAACUCGUGUUGGAAGAAGACGAUCGGAAUGUACUAUGUGCUCAAUGAUAAUCUUAAACGAAUACAAGAUUUUGGGAUUUGGAGACAUUUGAGUCGGUCGGACAUUAGGCAGAAAAUUAAAAAGUAUGAAGGUAUGGAUGACAAUCUCCAUCAAUAUUGUUUUGACAAAAGGAAACGCGCAAUCGCCAACGGCUGCGAGUUUAUGAUGAAGCUGCUCAUGGAAGACGGUGUCGUUGAUGAGCUCGAGUCGCAUUCGGCCCUGCGACAGUUGCUUCUCAUAUUUGUUGAUUGUGUCUCAUCGAAUCAAUCGUUUUAUGGAAAGAAUGCGGAAAUGGGUGAAUUGAUGCAGAUCGCGACAUCAAAUGUCGUUGUUUCCAGUUCAAAUAUGCAGCCAGCAGUGUUGACGCGAAAUGUUCCGAAAAUCGUUUUCGGACAGGGUGUUCCGCUGGUGUUGGGCGAGAAAAUAUUGCUGCCCGCCGGAAUGCUUCAGAUGCAGGGACCGCUUCAACACGACGGCACGACGACGGCGGCGACGGCGAAUUGGCAAUCGUCGCAAGUCAAAGUCGCCGGCACGUUCAAUGGUCCGAUAAUGAUAUCGACCGCCGGCCAGACAAUUCAAGCGCGACCAUUAUCGAAAGCCGGCAAUUAUGAUGGUGCACCGGCGCAAGUCCGACGAGCGACGACAAAAGUUGUUCAAGCGGUUCCAUUCACGACGCGACCCGCUUCACAACAGGGCACCGGACAGCGCAAAUUGACGAGCUCACCGGCGAUGGUCACGUUGGCUCCAGUGACGUCGUUGGCCUCGUGGGUGGUGUCACCGCCGGCGGCGCAACAAGCGACAUCGUCGGAUACGCCCGAUUCGGGAAUUCAGAGUAUUGCGACGUCGCCGCCAACGCCACACAUGACGGCGCAGGAUGGAAGUGUGUGCGAGGAGAAGGAUGAAUGUUUGGAGGACUUUGCUGACAUGCCGCGAUUGCUGCCUGCCGAUCAGGAAGUCGAGGAAGAGGAAGCGUCGGAAUCGUUCCCGGGGCCGUCGACGACACUGCUUCCGCCGGCAAUUGCCGCCGCCAGCUCACAGGCGACACAGGAGAACUUCAAGGAAGACGGCGCUUCGCAUGGCUCCGAAUGCGAGACGGCGGCGGCGCCGUCGAUAUCGAUAUCGCCGUCAAUGGAUUCGGAUGAGAUUGUCAGUCGAUUAUUGGCGCUCGAUCCCGAGAAGGCGUCGGCGAUUGCGAAUUUGAUCAAGAAGAAGACGCAGAUGCCGCGAAAGCGGAAGACCGCCGAAAAAGAUGAUAGUUCGGUGUCGGCGGCGAAACCGAAAAAAUUGAGGAAUGGAAAGAAUGGAAGCGCGAGCGGCUCGUUGAAAUCGACCGCGUCGACUAGUUGCGCGAUAGCCACGAGGAGUCGCAGUCCGUGCCGCGAAAAACUUCCGAUCUCGUUGAUGACCGAUCAAGAGGAGUUUGAAGUUACCGAAGAGGCGUCACCGCCGGCGCCGCCGAAGCCGCCUGCCAAGAAGCGGCCAGCGACACCGGUCAAACCCGACGCGGAGAUCUCGAAAGAAGACAUGGAGAUCAAGUAUCGACUAGCUGUUCAGAAGAGGAUUGAGGAAGCGAUGGCUCGCGAACUCGAAGGCUGCAUUGAGGAUUUGGGACGAUGCCAUAUUGGAAGCUAUCCGAUUAGCCGAUCGAAUCAACACAAGAAAGGCCAUCAGCAAUCAUUUGUGAAAUCAUUGGAGCACGUGAAACACAAGCUCGAGAAGCGCGCUCGGCGAGAAUCGCGAGCGCAAAAGAUUCGCGCCAUCUCGAGGCGGUCUCGAUGCGAAACUCCACAAUCGGAAGAGCCGAUCGCUGGGCAUUUCAACGGCGAGUACGAGGAGAUUCCGAGAAGUGUCGCCGGAUCGAGUGAGGUCUAUCAAUAUUGGAAAGCGCCAACGCUGGUGUGCGGCUGUACGAAGGGCGCGUGCACUUCGGACGUCGAAUGUGUGAAUCGGGCGAUGCGGGUGCAAUGCUCGGCGGAAUGCUCGUUGACACUUUGCGCCAACAAGAAAUUCUGGAAGGAGGACACGUCGAAGUUGUGCAUCUCGAAUGGUCCGAAAUCGAAGAGAUGCUUGAAGACGCGAGGCGCGCGACGCGCCGGCGAACUACUUUGCGAGUACGCCGGCGAGGUGAUCACAAGUCGUGAAGCGAUCGCGCGCGCCGCGUUGACGCCGUCGGAGGCGCGAAUUUUGUGCAUCGGCGCGAAUCUGUUCGUCGACGCCACCAACAAGGGCAAUCACGGACGAUUCGUGAAGCACCACUGUCGGCCGAAUUCGCGUCUCGAGAUCUGGUCGAUCAACGGCUACUAUCGCGCCGGCAUUUUUGCGCUCUACGACAUCGCGUCGGGCUGCGAGAUCACCAUCGACAAGAGCGGACUGGUGCCGCAGGCGAUCGUGUGCCAGUGCGGAAGUUCGAAUUGUUGCAAAAUUGUGCGGCCGUCGCGUCACGCCCACAUCAUGGCGAACUCAAUCGGCGAGGGUGUCAAGACGCGACGAUUCUUGUCGCGAAAUCGCCGCCAGACGAUUCGACGCGUCGGCCGAAGCAGCGGAUUGCCGAGAAGUCUGAGUUGCGACGGACCGUCGGAAUGCGUAAAGACAUCGAUGAAGCGCGUGUUCGACGCGGUCGCGUAUCGAGUUCGCAACAUUGACGGCUCAUUGCGGCUCAAAUUCGUGCCGGGAUACACUGCAAUCAAGGCGUUCCUGAAAUCGGGAAGCGGCGAUAUCGAAGAGUUUGACAAACUUGUGCAGAAGUGGCUGAAUGUCGUCAACGAUGAUGAUAUUGAUCGAUCGUACAUCGCAAUCAAAGAUCGUUGGUUCAAACAUUUCAUUCAACCGAUCGGCGAGAAGAAGAGAAGGCAACGCAACUCGUCGACGUCGGCAAUCACACCGGUGACGCCGUCGAAGAAGCUUGAUGCCGAUCUCUCGUAUUUGGAUUCGGCGUAUCCGAUUGGUAGCUAUGAUCCCGAUGAUGCUUGGACGUCCUACACGGCGAAUGCCAACGACAAUGCGGUGCGUUGCGUGUGCGGCGCGCUCGACGAGGACGGCGAAAUGGUGCAAUGCGAUGAUUGCCAUUUUUGGCUUCACAUUGAUUGCGUCGCCGGCUACAAUCCCGACGCCGACUAUGUCUGCGAGUUUUGCACUCAACACUUUCAUCGGCCGUCGCGAGAUGUUCGACUUCAGCCGCAACCCGAUGUUCGCUUCGAGGGUUGCGACUAUUUCAAGGCGCUCGUGAAUCGGCGAGGCAUUCAGGUUCGAUUAAACGAGACGGUCUAUGUGAACAAGAAGAUUUCCGACGAGCACAAAAGUCUACUUCGCAACUUGAAGGAGGAGGACAAUAAGAAGAAGAAGAGCCAUCGGAAGAAGGAGAAAGACGACGUCGUGGUGUUUCCAAAGGCGUCGACAAAAAAAUUGGCGAUCGAGAGAAUUGAUCGAAAGGACGCUCGAAUCUUCCGCGUCGAGCGCCUCUUCACCACACCCGGCGAUCAUCGAUUCGUUUUUGGCUCGUACUACGCGUGGCCGCACGAGACGUUUGUCGACACCCAACGAAUGUUCAGCACCAGCGAGGUGUUUCCGACGCCGUUGUACGACACGCUGCCGCUCGAUGAGGUCAUCGGACGGUGUAUGGUUGUCGAUGUCGAGACAUGGGUGUCGGGACGGCCGAAAGUGCCGUCGUUCAAAGACGAGGACGUGUUCUUUUGCGAGUUUCAGCUCGCGAAAAAUCAGCGCUGCUUCGAGAAGGUGCCGCCUAAGAAUCGCUAUCCGAUCAACACGCAAUCGUACGUGUUCGACAAAUUCCGAAAGUCGCUACCCGUCGUGCGCAACUUCAAGCCGUACGAGCGCACGACGCCGUCGGGACGAGCGACGCGCGUCGAACAGCUUUCGCCGUAUUCGCGAGAAACGGCGAAAGAGCGAGAAUUGGUGAAAAAGGCCGCCAAAAAGAAUCUUGAGAAAAUAAUUGAAAAGAUGAAAUCGAAUCGUUAA
Molecule: messenger RNA, 6543 nt
Organism: Caenorhabditis bovis
Lineage: Eukaryota; Metazoa; Nematoda; Chromadorea; Rhabditida; Rhabditidae
Source: the annotation of a GenBank genome assembly